UUUUACUCGUUGUCCAAACAGCUGCAUCAAUGUUCAUCGCAGUGUUCUCAAACAUGUUAUACGCGGCCUCGUGUCAGAGGACUUUGAGGUCGGCUGCUGCCAACAUGAUUUCUUUGACAUCAUUAAUUCUAUAUCCCAUGUCUCAUUACCAAGGCCACGAGCCGCCCAUUGGAAAGACGUGGGGAAGUGGGUCAGGAAGUGUGCAGUCGAUGGCAAUGAAUGGUCCCAAACAGAGGACCCUAGUGUGUUGUUUUGUCAAAGGCUUGGGGUCUACAAACAAAGUCAUGCUAUGUGUGUGUAUGUUAAGCGCAGCGUAAUAUUAGCCACUGAUGACCAGGGUCCUGGGGACCCCAGCCGUAGUGGCCUGUUUGUCUCUGUUUCCACAGGCAUAACUCCAGCAGAGGUGCAGCCCAAAUUGGCAGGAGUUCCAAAUUCCGUUUGGGCAAAGGGUAAACAUGAUGUGGGCCUAAUAAAGAAUGCUGAACCAGUGGUGAUCACCCCCAAAUCAGAUUUCAGGCCUAAACAGACCCAGUACCCACUCAAACCAGAAGCAAUUGCAGUUAAGAAGGCAAGAAAACCGUCCCAGCCCGAUGAGUGGAGGUUUGUCCAAGAUCUGCAAGCAGUCAAUGCUGCGGCUGUCCCGCGCGCGCCUGACGUCCUUAAAGAGCGCUCUGCAGACCACACCCACUCUGGGACUGCCUGACCCCAAUAAACCAUUUUGUUCAAAGUGUAGAUGAAAAGAAGGGUUUUAUGACCUCUGUUCUUUUGCAGAAACAUGGGGAUAGAUUGAGACCUGUAGCCUACUUCUCCGGCAGGCUGGAUCCAGUGGCGGCUGGACUUCCUGUUUGCCUGUGUGCAGUUGCUGCAGUUGAAAAGGCGGUAACUGCCUCCAGAAAUAUUGUGGGGUAUUCUAACCUCACCCUUUUGGUCCCACAUGCUGUCUCCCUGCUUCUGUUGGAGAAAAAGACGUCACAUUUGUCAGCACAGAGAUGGUUGAAGUAUAACACUGUCAUACUUGAUAUGCCUAACAUCACUGUGAAACGUUGUACUGUUCUGAAUCCUGCCUCUCUUCUCCCUACAGAGGACGAUGGAGAGCCACAUAACUGUGUAGCUCUCACUAACGAUUUUUGUUCCCCCAGGGCAGACUUAAAGAGCGACCCUUUGGAAAAUCCAGACAUGAUCCUCUAUGUGGAUGGUUCAGCCUCCAGAGACCCAGAGACGGGAAAGAACAAAGUAGGUUUUGCCAUAGUCUCAGAUCACGAGGUCCUCAAGGCGUCGUGUCUGCCCUCAAACCUGUCAGCACAGGCCGCAGAGCUCUGUGCCCUUAUCGAGACAUGCAAAUUGGCUGCAGGGUGAUCUGUCAAUAUUUUUACGUACAGUAGGUACACGUUUGGCGUUGUGCACGAUUUUGGCACUAUUUGGAAACAUAGAAAUUUUCUCACUAGCACAGGAUCUCCCAUUGCACAUCAUAAACUGGUCUCUGAGUUGUUGGAUGCUGUUCUACUCCCUAGAGCCAUUGCUGUGUGUAAGUGUGCUGCCCAUACUAACAAUACUGAUCUUGUUUCUCAAGGGAAUGCCAGGGCGGACGCGGCAGCUAAGUGUGCAGUCUCGGCUUCCAGUUCACCCUCUAACCUUGCUUUUCCUCAGGUUUCUACCCCUUGUUUACAGCUAGCGGACCUUCAGAGCACUGCCACCCAGGACGAGAGACGAGUCUGGAAACAGGCGGGCUGUAUCCUUGCAAACUCGGUCUGGGUUUGUCCCUCGGGCCGUCCCUGUCUACCAAAAUACAUGUUCCCUUUCUAUGCAAAAUUGGCACAUGGGCUCACCCAUGUGUCAAAAGGGGGGAUGGUAGCAGAAGUAACAAAGAGAUGGUUCACAAAGGGGUUUUCAAAUUAUGCUGCAAAAUUUUGCAAGCAAUGCUUGAUAUGUGCACAACAUAAUGCAGGUCAAGGUAUCAGACUAACUCAAGCAGCACACCCAAUACCAGACAAACCAUUUGAUCACCUCCAAAUGGACUUUAUUGAACUGACACCUAGUGAAGGGAAAAGGUACUGCCUGGUAAUAGUUGACAUGUUUUCAAAAUGGGUAGAAGUAUUCCCCACAGCUAAACAAGACUCAGAGGCAGUAGUCAAAGCACUCCUGAGAGAUGUAAUUCCUAGGUGGGGUAUACCUAGCAAAAUCUCAAGUGACAAUGGAACACCCUUUGUUAAUGCAGCCCUAAAGAAAAUAGGAGCAUUCCUAGGGAUAGACCUGAAACAACAUUGUGCCUAUCAUCCUGCCAGUGCGGGAGCAGUAGAGAGGGAAAAUGGGUCACUUAAAAAUAAACUAAGCAAAGCUUGUGCAGAAACAGGGCUAGGAUGGACAAAGGUCCUCCCUGUAGCACUCACACAAAUGAGGAUGCAAACUAGGCCUAAACAUGGGUUAAGCCCAUUCGAAAUUCUAUUUGGACGAGUACCCAACACGGGGAUAGGGCUAGCUCAAGGAACACUGCUGGACACCACACUGUGUGAUGAUGCAAUGUUGAAUUACUGUGCAACGUUGUCCUCUGCUUUGAAAUCUAUCCACAAACAGGUAAAAGAAGCACUUCCCAAACCCGCUGAGGGACCUCUGCACGAUCUACAACCAGGGGAUUGGAUCGUGGUGAAGGAUUUCCGACGAACCAAGUGGAACAAGCCACGGUGGAAUAGCCCAUUCCAGGUCCUGCUCACGACCCCAAUGGCAGUGAAGGUCACAGGCAGAGUGACGUGGAUCCACGCUAGCCGCUGUAGGAGGGUUCCUGAACCGGCUGAGCAGGAGGAAAAGAAGGCCUAAGUGACCAGACGCUGACUAAAGCUCGUGAGGAAGAAAGGCAUCACUGCAUGGAACAGUGCGAGUAUCACAUCAAUCACGCACGCACCCUCAAUAGGGAAGAGUAUUUCAGUGUCUAGCUGAUAGAUAAGUCUAGGGUUUUGAGUUUCCUCCAAGUCCCGGUGAGGUGGGACGAGGGCUGAUAGGGCGUGCCCGCCCUCUGAGCACCAAUACACGUCAAGAAGGGCAAGGGUUAACUCGGUAACAUCAUUGAGGCACUGAACAAGAUGCGCAAGGUUGAACAAUCACGAGCAGAUGAACAUGGAGGAGUUGAAGACAACUGAUCGUGUUGGUUUAGUGGAUGGAAGACUCUAAUUCUAUCCACCAUACCAGUCCUGGGCUUAGUGAUUGUGAUGUUAUGUUUGCUCCCUGUUCUCUGUCAAUGUUGUAUGUCUGUGUUUCAGAGGCAGCUGACAAAUAUUGGUUACCAGAUGGUGAAAAUAGACUCAGAUGACUUGCCUGACUGGCCUCCAAACUCAGAUGAAGACUACAACCCACCAUUCGAUGACAUCAGCACAGUUGACAUGAAACUAGUCCUGACUUAAAACAUUUUCAUUAUGAUUGUUUCCUGUUCUAUUGUUUCCUGAUCUAUGUAUAUGGCUUGCUAGCAUUAACAUAAGACCUCUAUGUCUUAUAAAAACAGCCUUAGCAUUAUCCCUGUACACUCAAUGACGUGUUAAGUCGAAUCUCUCUGAGAACUCUUAUCACUGAAACUGUGUACAGUUCUUUUCUUUCCUUUUAGUAAUUUAUCCUAUAGGAUAAAAAGGGGGGAAUGUGAGGGAAUUUUUAAUGGAUGAACAUUAUUAUUCUCUGUGUUUCUGUGUGUUGAGCUCAAGUGGCCUAUACUGAGAAAGAUGUUUUUUCCUAUGUUGUAAUCGCUUUUCUGUGGCCUUGGUGGUAAUGAGCAGGGUGCUUGAGUUCAUCCUAGCUUGCAUCUUCUCAUGAUGUAACCACCUUUCCUGACCUUGGUGGUGAUAAGCAGGGUGCCUGAGUUCUCAUAACUACGCAUCCGCCCGCACGCCAGGUGCACGCUCUAACAAAGCUUCAUAGAAAAUCUUGAGCCAAUCACGUGAAGACACAAGCAGUGAGCGAAUGCUUUCAGAGUAUAAUAGAUAACAUUCCUAAAACACAACUCAGAGUGCGCGUACUCUCGGCAUCAUCAGAAGUGGUGUCUUCUAUUCUUCUCUUUCCUUUCCUAUUUUAUAUAUCUUUAUAUGAU
This is a messenger RNA of Neoarius graeffei (lesser salmon catfish), 4066 nucleotides long. RefSeq names its product protein NYNRIN-like. Gene Ontology annotation, biological process: DNA integration. The record is from RefSeq and is a predicted model, not a curated record. The transcript has 2 exons. NCBI's taxonomy places the organism in Eukaryota, Metazoa, Chordata, Actinopteri, Siluriformes, Ariidae. Bases 1789 to 2811 code for a protein of 340 amino acids. Gene Ontology annotation, molecular function: nucleic acid binding.